AUGCCUCCCAAGUCCGGUAAGAAGGUGGCACCCGCCCCUUUCCCUCAGGGAAAGGCUGGCUCCAAGAAGGCUCCCAAGAACCCCCUUCUUGAGCGCAAGCCCCGCAACUUCGGCAUCGGCCAGGACAUCCAGCCUCGCCGCAACCUGUCCCGCAUGGUGAAGUGGCCCGAGUACGUCCGUCUUCAGCGCCAGAAGAAGAUCUUGAGCAUGCGCCUCAAGGUGCCCCCUGCGAUUGCCCAGUUCCAGCACGUCCUCGACCGCAACACUGCCGCCCAGGCUUUCAAGCUCCUCAACAAGUACCGCCCUGAGACCAAGGCCGAGAAGAAGGAGCGCCUCGUCAAGGAGGCCACUGCCAUCAAGGAGGGCAAGAAGAAGGAGGAUGUCAGCAAGAAGCCCUACACUGUCAAGUACGGUCUGAACCACGUCGUUGGUCUCAUCGAGAACAAGAAGGCUUCUCUCGUCCUGAUCCCCAACGACGUUGACCCCAUCGAGCUGGUCAUUUUCUUGCCCGCUCUUUGCCGCAAGAUGGGCGUCCCCUUCGCCAUUAUCAAGGGCAAGGCCCGUCUCGGUACUGUUGUUCACAAGAAGACCGCCGCUGUCCUCGCUCUCACCGAGGUUCGCUCUGAGGACAAGAACGAGCUGUCUAAGCUCGUCUCUGCCAUCAAGGAUGGCUACAUCGAGAAGACCGAGCAGGCGAGAAAGCAGUGGGGUGGUGGCAUCAUGGGUGCCAAGGCACAGAAGCGCACCGAGAAGAAGAGGAAGGCGCUUGAGACCGCUAUCAAGGUCUAA
Molecule: messenger RNA, 789 nt
Organism: Colletotrichum siamense
Lineage: Eukaryota; Fungi; Ascomycota; Sordariomycetes; Glomerellales; Glomerellaceae
Gene: RPL8B
Product: 60S ribosomal protein L8-B
Exons: 4
Coding region: 1-789 (262 amino acids)
Biological process (GO): ribosome biogenesis
Cellular component (GO): ribonucleoprotein complex
Source: RefSeq, a predicted model, not a curated record